AGAAGAAGAAAGUGCUAUGUUGUUAUAUUUCUCUAGGCAAGAUGUCGGGACACGACCAGUUGGUCCUCUGCCUAUGUGAAUUAACAAGGUUGCUGUGGAAGUUGCUGCUGCCCCUGCUGUUCCUGUGCGUACUUCUGAUCGCUGUCCUGGUCCUGCUGGUGCUGGCUGUGCGCUUCUGGCUUCAGAGCAGCAGGAAUGCUCGGCGGGCGAGGGACGGCCGUCCCGCGGUGGCCUUCUUCCACCCCUACUGCAACGCUGGUGGUGGGGGAGAGAGAGUGCUCUGGUGUGCUAUCAGGGCACUGCAGAACAGGUACAUGGACAUCAACUUUGUGGUGUACACGGGGGACCUGGGUGUUACAGGUCAACAGAUCCUGGAGGGGGCACGACGCCGCUUUAACAUCGUGCUCCCCCGCCCGGUUCAGUUUGUGUACCUGAGGCACCGGCUGCUCGUGGAGCCCGGUUUGUUUCCUCAUUUCACCCUGCUGGGGCAGAGCGUGGGCUCCGUCUUCCUGGGAUGGGAGGCGCUGACGGAGUUCGUCCCGGACCUUUACAUCGACUCCAUGGGCUACGCCUUCACACUGCCUCUGUUCCGCUACUUGGGGGGCUGCAGCGUGGGGAGCUACGUUCACUACCCAACCAUCAGCACUGACAUGCUGUCUGUAGUGAGAGAGAGGAACCCCAGGUUCAACAACCCAGACUACGUCUCCAACAGUCUGUUCCUGAGUGCCUUCAAGGUGGUCUACUACUGCCUGUUUGCCCUGCUCUACGGCAUGGCCGGCUCCUGCAGCGACCUCAUCAUGGUCAACUCCUCCUGGACCCUCGAUCACAUCCUGUCGCUGUGGCGCGCCCCCAACCGCACCUGUGUGGUCUACCCGCCCUGCGACGUCAGCGCGUUCUUGGACAUCCCUCUGGAGGAGGAUGGGGACAGGAAGUGCCACUCGAUCGUUUCCAUUGGGCAGUUCAGGCCGGAGAAGGACCACCGGCUGCAGAUCAGAGCCUUCAAGAAGGUGGUGGACAGGAGGAGGGCAGGGGAGGCGCUGAAGCUGGUUCUGAUCGGUGGAUGCAGGAACCAGGAGGACGAGGAUAGGGUGCUCAUGUUGAGGGGGCUGUGCCAGGAGCUGGGUGUGGCCGACAGGGUGGAGUUUAAAUUGAACGUACCCUUCGACGAGCUGAAGAGAGACAUGGGAGACGCCACCAUCGGGCUGCAUACCAUGUGGAAUGAACACUUUGGAAUAGGUGUGGUGGAGUGUAUGGCAGCAGGCAAGGUCAUUCUGGCACACAAGUCCGGCGGUCCCAAGCUGGACAUUGUGGUACCUUUCGAGGGAAGCCAGACGGGCUUCCUGGCUGAUGAUGAGGACAGUUACACGGAGGCCAUCGAGAAGAUCCUGGCGCUGCCGCCCGCCAGCCGGAUGGACAUCAGACGCAAUGCACGUCAGUCCGUGGCUCGCUUUUCAGAUCAGGAGUUUGAGGCCAGCUUCCUCGCUGCUGUGGAGCCUCUGAUGGGAACACUUGAACGAUGAGGAGGACUCUUUGAGUGUGCGUGCAUGUACAGUUAAAGGGAUAGUAGCUAUUGACACUGAGCACCUUUACUUUGAUUUUCACGGUUAAAUCAGGUACAGAUAGAAUCUAAGUUUGUCUAGGCAGCCAAGAAAAUAUCUGAUUUUUGCCUUGCCUCAUAUUCCAGCGACAGGAAAGUGUUUGUUUCUGUUAGAGUUGUGUUUGUAAAUACUUGGUUAUCCUCUGAAAUGCUGUUACCGCAUUUUUACAGGACACAUUCCUUUGAUAGUAGUAUAAAAACGUAUAUUAUAUUUAAUACGGUAAAAACUGCUGAAGAGGAACAAAUGACAGACA
Messenger RNA from Epinephelus fuscoguttatus (brown-marbled grouper), 1851 nucleotides. RefSeq names its product ALG11 alpha-1,2-mannosyltransferase (gene alg11). The record is from RefSeq and is a predicted model, not a curated record. The transcript has 5 exons. NCBI's taxonomy places the organism in Eukaryota, Metazoa, Chordata, Actinopteri, Perciformes, Serranidae. Gene Ontology annotation, cellular component: endoplasmic reticulum membrane. The coding region runs from base 42 to 1520 and encodes 492 amino acids. Gene Ontology annotation, molecular function: GDP-Man:Man(3)GlcNAc(2)-PP-Dol alpha-1,2-mannosyltransferase activity. Gene Ontology annotation, biological process: protein N-linked glycosylation.